Messenger RNA from Labrus bergylta (ballan wrasse), 490 nucleotides. The record is from RefSeq and is a predicted model, not a curated record. Lineage: Eukaryota; Metazoa; Chordata; Actinopteri; Labriformes; Labridae.
UUAUAUAAACCUCUGAAAAUAUUGAAGGAUUCACAAAGGACGGCAGACAAGAUCAGAUCAGAGAGUUCUGCCCGCUGUAUGAACAGAAGGUAAAGACUGGCUAAGAACUACAUCAGUAUUUGUUUUGUGGGAUAAAUAAAUGUUAAAAUUACGCUUUUUUUUCUCCUCAGCAUGGUUACCCCGUCGCCAUUGUGGCUCUUGCUUGUGUGCACUGCUAUACCUUUUGGCUGCAGUCAGCACUGGUCAUAUGGACUGAGCCCAGGAGGGAAAAGGGAGCUGGACAACCUGUCAGACACUCUGAACAAUAUAGUCGAGGGGUUUCCACAUGUGGGCCCAGCCUGCUGUGUUUUGGGCUGUGAAGAAGAAUCUCCUUUCUCUGAGAUGAGGAAAAGAGGAUUGCUUGAUAUUAUCACCAGCAGGGAAAGUGGACACAAAAAAUAUAAAAAAUGAUCAUCAUUUCAUGGUACAAUAAAUACUGUGAGCAUGUUCA